AUGAUACACUUUUUUGUUAGUGUUAAUGAAGGACAAAGAAAUAUAAUCAGUCAGCAAAUUAUUAAAGUGGCUGAGGACGCAUGUAUAUUUGGCGAAAUAUAUGAAGCAACUACUGAGGGCAUAUUUGGCAACCGGGAUGUAAAAGUCUAUGUAGGAAAAGGGGAUGGCAAGUGGAACUAUCUCAAAGAAGGACUUUGUGAUGAAAUAUCUUUAAUGUCAGAGCUAGGAUUAAAAUAUAUACGAUUUAUUGUACAAACUGAAGAACCCAAUGACCCACCACAACCAAUACAACCAACAGGACAAACUGCAUUUGACGUUAUGAUAGAACACGCCCGUCAACCAUACUUUCCAACAACAAAAAGGGAGGAUACACAAAGAGAUACAACCAUGGGCAAGUGA
Molecule: messenger RNA, 399 nt
Organism: Funneliformis mosseae
Lineage: Eukaryota; Fungi; Glomeromycota; Glomeromycetes; Glomerales; Glomeraceae
Source: the annotation of a GenBank genome assembly